This is a messenger RNA of Salvia splendens (bonfire salvia), 927 nucleotides long. RefSeq lists its product as uncharacterized. The record is from RefSeq and is a predicted model, not a curated record. NCBI's taxonomy places the organism in Eukaryota, Viridiplantae, Streptophyta, Magnoliopsida, Lamiales, Lamiaceae. Bases 79 to 645 code for a protein of 188 amino acids. The transcript is spliced from 2 exons.
AUUGAGGGGAACAGUUAAGCAGUCGUUAUUAGUCCUAUAAAAGGUGGCAGUGGCACGGAAGAGUUGAACAAAAGUUGGAUGGAUUUUGAUCAUGACGCUCCUCUGCUUCUCAACUCCCCCUAUUUUCACCAACAAAAGCAAUUGUUUAAGCUAAGCAUGGAGCUCCAAGAAACCAGGGUCCGAGCAGACCAAGACCUCAAAUCACGCGACGCCCAAAUCCUCCGUCUCAAGGAGCUCCUCGCCGCCGCCAUUAAAGAACGCGACGAAGCUCGAGAAAACUGCAAGAAGAUACUGUUGGAGAAGAUCCUGGUCCACCAAUCAGCCCCCAAUUCAGUAAUCUCCAGCAUCGAAGACGAGCCCGCUAAAGGGAUCGACGGAUUGUCCUCCUCCGACUGCGAGGAGAGCAUCGCUUCCUCGCCCGACAGAAUGCCCGUGGAGUUGAUCAAAGGCCCGUUGCCGGAAAAGGGGAAGCUGCUGCAGGCGGUUGUGAAAGCAGGGCCGUUGCUCCAGACACUCCUCCUCGCCGGCCCUCUCCCGCAGUGGCGCCACCCUCCGCCGGUGGUCGACCCCUAUCAGAUUCCGCCGCCGCCGUCCCCGCAUUGGGCGGGCAGAAAACGGGGUCUGCCCGAGGUCUAUAACUGGUGAAUUGCAACUUGCAACAGGCAGAGAGUCUUGUCGUUGAAAUUGGUAGUCAAGAUUGGGGAGUGGAAGUGAUUAGAUUUUGGAAGGGGAACAGUGAAACACCAAUUGGGGCAGCAGUUUUAGUUGGGGGGUCUCUUUCUACUUUCUAUGCAUAAUUAUUAGGCCGUUAAAUCCUUGUUAUUUUUAGUAGACACCUACCCAAGCUUUUUAGAUAUGUAUAUUGUUCGUUUCUCAUGAUAAAAUUGUACUCCUAAUUUAGGGAAUGUUCAUUCUUUCUCUCAUUAA